AGUCAGAGAACAUAAAAUGACGAUAAAACAUUCUAUGUUCUCUAUUACAGCCACUCAGUUUUUGUUGGAAAUCGAACGUGAUAAGUGCUUCCUUUAUUUAGCGUCCUCGGGUUUGCGUAUUCUUACUCAAAUAUAAACAAAAUUUAUACAUAUAUCAAUAUGUUUACGAAUUUUGAUGAUAAAGGCAGUAAAGUAAACAUUCCGCAACGACCGUUCCUAUUUAGCUCUGUCAAAAGAAGGAUGCACAUUCCAGAUGAAGAAACAACACAAACACUGUCAAGCGAUUGUACCCGCAACAAAGUUCCUAGAAUGGACUGCAACAAAAACGAAUUACACGUAACAAAAUUGUUCGAAGAAAUUUGGAAGUCCUAUGACGAACAAGAUCUUAUCGAUGUAACAUUCAAAGUGUCCAAUCCACCGGGUUUAGUGCCAGCGCAUCGCCUGAUACUGUCAGCGGCAAGUCCGCACUUUCGUAAACUCUUCCACACUGAGCAAGGCCUUAGUCCCGUUAUCGAAAUACAUCAUAUUGAUGGUGAGACAUUUGAGCGAUUAGUAGGAUUUUGCUAUACGGGUACAGCACUACUAACAAGGGACAAUGUGGAAAAAAUGCUGAAAGCCGCCAAGCUAUUAAAGCUGGAUGAUAUGGUUGCCAUUUGUAUUGAUUUCCUCAUAGACCACAUACGGCUAUUUGAUAUGCAAUGGUUGUAUGAUUUAGAGCGUGAAACUCAAUGCGCUCUACUAGCGGACAGAAUAAAGAGUUAUGAAGUAGACAAUUUCAAUAAGAUAAGUCAAAACAUCGAUUUUCUAAAUUUCAACGCUGAAAAGUUGCAAGCACUUGUGGAAAGCAAUAAUUUGAAUGUGAAUUCCGAGGAGCAUGCUCUGGAAGCAAUCGAGCGUUGGUAUAAGCACGAUGUCUUGGCGCGCAAAAAAUAUCUGCCCGCUUUAGUGGCUUGCUUACGUCUUACGCAUUUUGAUGUGAAAUUUUUGUUGAAGCGCGUUAAAACUUUGCCGGGUUGCGAGUUGUUGACAUACAAGGCUUUGUCGUGGAUCAGUAAACCCACGUUGCGUAAGAAUAUACGCCUCAAAUUUGCAGAACCACGCGAAGGGCUGUGUGGUAAUUGGAAAUCGAAAGCGUUGAUGGCCAUACAAAUAGACUGCGAGGACACAAAUCAUGGCUACAUAUAUCGCUUUAACAAGCGAGAGGAUACCUGGUUGGAGUGGGAUAAAAUUCAAAUAAAUGCCUUGAAUUUCGAAGUAAUUUUUGUCGAUGAUAAUUUAUACUUUAUUGGUGGUAAAAUAGACUACGAGGCGAUAAAAACCGUUAACAGUUGGAAUAUAAGAACGAAAGCGUGGAAACGUUUGCCCGACUUGAAUUACGCGCGUUACUGGUCAAGUGUUACGCAAUUGAAUGGUAAAAUCUACGUGAUUGGCGGACUUGCGACGGAUGACAAAGUCUCACAGUCGGUAGAAGUAUAUACGGAUGCCGGAGGUUGGCAGGAAGCAGCCAAUCUGAUUACGCCGCGUUAUGGCGCCAGUGCGGUGACUGUAAAUGGUAAUAUUUACCUCAUGGGUGGCUACGGUGACGGCGAUUUACAAUCCGUUGAACGUUACAAUCCACUAACGAAUACAUGGACCUCAUGUGCUCCGCUGCUUACCGAUCAUUAUUUGCCUGGUGUGGCCGUGUACAAUCGCCACAUUUACGUAAUAGGUGGUUGGACUCAAACUCCACAUGCAGUUGUAGAGCGCUACGACGUUCAGAGCGACAAAUGGACUUGGGUUUGCACUCUGACCCCUGGCCGUUGGGGCGCGGGUUGCUCUUUUAUAGACAAGCAGCUUUGGACCGUUGGCGGCGGUUCUCAAACGACAUAUACAAGUGAUGUAAAAGUUUACGAUCUUUCAACGAAUAAAUGGUCUGACGCUAAACCACUGCCAAGAACCGGUAUAUAUUACUGCUUCACAGUCUCAACACCAAUUAUGAAGAUUGAAAAAAGUGAAAAUAAGGAGAAGAAUAAAGAAGAUAAAUAGAAAUACUUUAAUAAUACAGUACCUAAGCCGCCAAUACAGGGUUUCAAUAUUUAAAUAUGUAGACAAAUAUACUCCUAGUACUAGUAUGAAAAUAAAGAAUGAUAUAGUUAAUCAAA
This is a messenger RNA of Zeugodacus cucurbitae (melon fly), 2141 nucleotides long. Its product is annotated as kelch-like protein diablo. NCBI's taxonomy places the organism in Eukaryota, Metazoa, Arthropoda, Insecta, Diptera, Tephritidae. The transcript has 8 exons. The coding region runs from base 160 to 2025 and encodes 621 amino acids. Gene Ontology annotation, molecular function: protein binding. The record is from RefSeq and is a predicted model, not a curated record.